Molecule: messenger RNA, 1115 nt
Organism: Filobasidium floriforme
Lineage: Eukaryota; Fungi; Basidiomycota; Tremellomycetes; Filobasidiales; Filobasidiaceae
Product: phenazine biosynthesis protein PhzF family
Exons: 6
Coding region: 190-1086 (298 amino acids)
Biological process (GO): biosynthetic process
Cellular component (GO): cytoplasm
Molecular function (GO): isomerase activity
Source: RefSeq, a predicted model, not a curated record
UCCGAACCGAUUCGAUCAGUCGGGGGGAGGUGUGACUUGCACGACUUGCUCUCGCUGCCUCGGACACUCGAGUCACAAAUUGCUAACAAACGGAAUGUCGGCACAGGAUAUAAGAUCUGAGGAGAUCGUACCAGUAGCACCUCUACCCAUCCCAGUCUGAUCUACCGGAAAAGAAGAAUCGGAGCCAAAAUGCCGUCUUUCUUCAAGUAUCAGAUUGUGGAUGCUUUCACCUCGAAGCCGUUUAGCGGAAACCCGGCUGCUGUUGUCAUUCAAGACGGAGAUGAAGCGCCAAAAGAGCUCAGCGAUGCUCAAAUGCUCAACAUUGCCAAAGAAAUGAACUUGUCGGAAACGGCAUUCAUCACACCUACGGAAGAAUCUGACGUAUUCGGCCUGCGCUGGUUCACCCCUGGUACCGAGGUCGCCCUCUGCGGACACGCAACCGUCGCAGCCACCGCCGUCCUCUCCUCGCACCACAAGUACAGCUCGGUGGAGAAAUACCGGUUUCAGACCCAGUCCGGAGAACUGGUCACUAAGAAGAUCCCUAGAUCGGACGGAUCCCCGGCUUUCGAGUUGGAUUUCCCGGCUACCGUGCCCGAGGUUGUCAAGGGCGCUCUGGAGGAUGAAGCGUAUAUGGCCCCUUUGAAGGCUGCUAUGGGGGACAAGGUCAAGGCGGUCAAGCAGAUCUUGAGGAGCAAGUUCGACGUGAUUGUCGAGGUUGACGUCGAGGAGGGAGAUCAUCUUGGAGACUGGGCGAUCGAAUCGAGCCCCCUCGCUGCCAUCCCUGCUCGAGGCGUGAGCUUUACUACUGUACUCGCCCAGACGGACAGAACUGAGGCGCCAGAAUUCCACUCGCGAUUCCUUGGACCUCUUUGUGGAGUAGCUGAAGACCCGGUGACCGGCUCCCUACACUGCGCCCUGGCCCCACUGUACUCGCAAAAAUUCGGCAAAGGCGACGCCGAGCUGUUCGCAACCCAAGGUGGUCCCCGACGAGGCGAGAUCAGCGUCGUAUGGGACGAAGCAAGAGGAAGGGUCUUGUUGAGAGGCCAGGCGGUCCUGAUGGCCAGCGGGCAAAUGGUUCAGCCUUGAUCAAGCAGAACACCACACGUUCGAGCUGU